CUAUCGUCUUUUUCCCAGCGUUCUUUGGCCGGAAGCGGAAGUGGGUUCCCAACGCGGGAGGGAACGGCGUGCGAGGGUUGGUUGCCUCCUCCAAGGGUGGCCAUGGGCCGAGUCAAGUACCAAGAAGCCGCGGAAACGCCGGAGCCCGAGGCGACCCCGGAGCGCUCUUAUCACGAGCUGGUUGAGAAUGUGAACGCGAUCGCCCGCCCUCUGGCCUCCCGCAAGCUGACGCGGAAGCUCUACAAGUGCAUCAAGAAAGCGUCGAAAGUAAAACAGAUCCGGCGCGGGGUGAAAGAGGUCCAGAAAUUCAUCAACAAAGGCGAGAAAGGGAUCACAGUUCUUGCAGGAGACACACUACCUAUUGAUGUAUAUUGCCACAUCCCAAUCAUGUGUGAAGACAGGAGUCUUCCAUAUGUCUAUAUCCCAUCUAAAACGGACUUGGGAGCAGCUGCAGGGUCAAAGCGUCCGACCUGUGUUAUUAUGAUCAAGCCCCAUGAGGACUAUCAGGAAGCCUAUGCUGAGUGUUUGGAGGAGGUGGAGGCCCUUCCUCUCCCCUUGUAAAGUAUACCGAGAAAUUCUGGAAAGACUCUAAUUUAAUACAGACUGUAAAUUGUUUAGUUAAGAAACAACUUGACACAGAAGUUCUGGGAUGAGAACUGAUCCUAUUAAGGAACAUGUGGUGAAGAGUACUUCAGCUACAACUAUCCAUGAUUGUUCAAGUGACAGUAAUAAAGUAAGCACCUGUCUUACAAAAAUAUUGUGGGCUUUUCUUGCAGUGAAAUUAACUGGCUUCUAUGGAAGAGCAGGUCCAUAGGAAGCGUAUGGAGUCCUAGGGAAAUAUGAAAUUAAAAUAUUUGUAAAUAUGU
Molecule: messenger RNA, 866 nt
Organism: Pogona vitticeps (central bearded dragon)
Lineage: Eukaryota; Metazoa; Chordata; Lepidosauria; Squamata; Agamidae
Gene: NHP2
Product: NHP2 ribonucleoprotein
Cellular component (GO): nucleolus
Molecular function (GO): RNA binding
Source: RefSeq, a predicted model, not a curated record